AUGGUUGAGGGAUGUGGAGGAGGACUUGCAUAUCAUGGGAGUGCGCUCGUGGAGGAGAAAGGCAGGAGACAGAGAAGCAUGGAGGCAAAUCGUGAGGGAGGCCAAGGUCCACACCGGACUGUAGAGCCAGCGAAAGUACGGAUAGUAGCAUCAACCAAAGGAGCAAGUGGCCAUUACAACAGUUUAGGAGACAUCACUCGACCAGCGUGUAAGUGGCUUGAAUGGAUCAAGACUUUUGUCAAUGACCUGGCAGAGUAUACAGGCUACAACCCAGAAAAUGCUUGUCUAGCAGCGAUUCCGGGAUUGUAUGAGGUGGUUAACUUCCAUGUAAAAGCGCAAUCUCAUUUCAGAAUAGCCCGGAUACCAAUAGCUCCAUAUGGUAUUUAUAAAUUUGAGUUUCGUAUGUCAGAGAAAAAUAAUCCAAACUGUUAUUGUAUGCGAGUCUUCAUGGAGGUAUUUCCUGAUGCCAAAACUAUUCUUAGGAAGCAGAGAAUGAAUCGCACGAAAUUUCAGAUACACUGAUCUUGAACCUGAAUGUACCUGCGCUGCGCCACAAACGCGCGUUCCGCGAACAAGGAGUCGUUAAGUAUGAUGAUCGAGAUCAGAGCAAAAGCUUGUCACGUGUUCGUUGCGCGCGAACGGAAUC
Messenger RNA from Nilaparvata lugens (brown planthopper), 646 nucleotides. RefSeq lists its product as uncharacterized. The coding region runs from base 1 to 522 and encodes 173 amino acids. Lineage: Eukaryota; Metazoa; Arthropoda; Insecta; Hemiptera; Delphacidae. The transcript is spliced from 3 exons. The record is from RefSeq and is a predicted model, not a curated record.